CCCCUUCUCCCUGCCAAGGGUCAGCCCACAUGGGCUGCCACCCCCUCUGUCCAGUCCUCUGGGAAGACUGGAGGGGCCAAGGUGCCUGGUGCCUGCGGUUCAGGAGCCCACCUCCAUCCCCAGGGAGUUCCGGGCUCCCGAGGGCCAGCGGCUCCGGCCCUGAGGUGGGGCUCCCCGAGGCCCUGCCUCCCACACCCUUUCACCCACCAGGGCGACUUUCUUGCGGGGAGAGGCAGAGAAUGCUGGGCUUUGGCCACUGCCUCUGAGCUGUGCCCUCGGUGCCCAGGUCCGAGAGGAAGGCCUGCCAGCCAGGCGGGCCACAGAGUCAGCCAGGCCACUGAAGACAGAGGACAGCCUGAGCAGGAGCACAGGAAGGCCUUCCGGCCUGCUGAGCCGUGGGCAGGACGGGCCCUCCCACAGCAGCACCCCUCGCGGGCACUCAGGACGGUGCAGCCAGAGGUGGAUGGCGAGGAGUCCGGCCUGGGGGGCGCCCAGAAGUGGGGCUGCCUGCAGCUGUCCCUGGAAUACGUCUCUGGAAGCCAGGAGGCUGAGCCAGUGAGGGAGCUGCGUGUCUCGCUCUGGUACGUGCCCAGCUCGGACCGGCUGACCAUGGUGGUGCUGGAGGCCCAGGGCCUGAGCCUGGGGCUGGCAGAGCCCUAUGCAAAGGUCCAGCUCGAGCUGAGCCAGAGGAAGUGGAAGACAAGGAAGACGUCUGCCAGGAAGAGUGUGAGCCCGUACUUCAGCAAGGCUUUUGCCUUGCUCGUCUGGUCAGCCAGGUCCAGGUGGGCUGCCCGGAGGGAAGGGCUCCUGUCUCCACCCUCCCCCACCGCCCCUCUGCCUGUCUCUGCCCAGAGUGUGGACUCGGUGCUGGCCAUCUGGGCUCAGGACCCCCGGCUCCGGGCCGAGCCCAUGGAUGAGGUGGCGCUGGGUGCCCGGGCCUCCGGUCAGCACAUGCUGGCCCACGCCCGGCGGCCCACCGCCCAGUGGCACCGCCUGCGCCUGCCCUUGCCGUGUUCCUGAAAACACCCCGGUGCCUCAGCCUCCCCGGCUGCCCUGGGGCCACCGCAAUGAACCCUCACUCCCACCCGCCUCCUGUCCGUCCUGUGGCCUUGGGGACA
This is a messenger RNA of Artibeus jamaicensis (Jamaican fruit-eating bat), 1118 nucleotides long. RefSeq names its product synaptotagmin 8 (gene SYT8). The record is from RefSeq and is a predicted model, not a curated record. Gene Ontology annotation, molecular function: phosphatidylserine binding; calcium-dependent phospholipid binding; clathrin binding. Lineage: Eukaryota; Metazoa; Chordata; Mammalia; Chiroptera; Phyllostomidae. Gene Ontology annotation, cellular component: axon; dense core granule; synaptic vesicle membrane. Gene Ontology annotation, biological process: regulation of dopamine secretion; synaptic vesicle endocytosis; cellular response to calcium ion.